Sus scrofa (pig) is the source of this 742-nucleotide messenger RNA. Lineage: Eukaryota; Metazoa; Chordata; Mammalia; Artiodactyla; Suidae. The record is from RefSeq and is a predicted model, not a curated record.
AUGUACCAAGUUUCAAAUGGCAUCGGCUUCUAUGUGCUUGCUACAUACUUCCUUGCUGCAAUUGAAUCUAAGUUUUUGAGAGCUAUACCUUAUGAAAUAGAGUUAAUUCCUCAAGAGGAAUACAGAUCUAAGUUCUGUUACUCAGUUGCGGAAUGUCGGGCAUCCUAUCCACGAGCUAUGGAUAGAGGCAAUGAUUUUUUCAAGUAUUUGCUGUCCAGAGUGGUGGUUUCCUCUGUUGGAGGUAUUCCUAAGUACAACGUAGAUGAGGACACAGUGAUUCGUUAUAUGUGGGAUGUCCAUCAAGCAGCCGUUGAUGUUGGAAAAUCACAGCUCAGUGAUGUAUCAUUCUAUUCUUCUGAAACUGAACGAGACUUCUUCAUGGACUUUCUACUUGCAGUAGAAUUUUCUGUGGCAACAUUAUAUCGCCCCUACAUUAACAGUACGGCAGAAUUCCUAGUGGGUUUCCCACAUAGGCCACUCACAGACCAAGAUCGUAAUGUUCUUGCAAGUGACGUCACCGUACGGGAAAAAGCAUUUAUGAGUUCAGUGAAAUUCUUUUCGAGAACAAAUGAAGCUACAGGAGGGUUAUUUUUAACAGUUUGGAAGAUAGCCAUGACUUCAGAAGCUGGACGGGCUGCAGGACGAUUCCUCAUUAAAAGGCUUCUUUUAAUACCAAGUCUUUAAUGGCCUUUUUUUAAUGCCACUAUAUAUAAUCAACUUGAUUCCAUGAUUAAACGCAAUU